CGUGGGUACUUCUGAUGAAGUGCUUCCGGUGGCUUGACGACGGAGAUUAAGCAGCGGAUGUUAGCAGCGGAUGUUAGCGGCGUUACAGUGAAAGCGAAUAACUGGAUUUAAGAGUUUGUUGUUAUUAAAAGAGACGUCAACAUGUCGGACGACAGGGCUGAGAGAUCAGAUGGGAAAAUGGUGAAGAUGGAAAUUGACUACAGCGCGACUGUAGACCAGCGGCUGCCCGAGUGCGAGAAAUUAGCUAAAGAAGGGCGGCUUCAGGAAGCUGUCGAGAAUCUUCUGUCUCUGGAGAAGCAAACCAGGACGGCUUCGGACAUGGUGUCCACAUCCCGGAUCUUGGUGGCCAUCGUGCAGAUGUGCUACGAGGCAAAAGACUGGGACGCUCUCAACGAGAACAUCAUGUUGUUAUCGAAGAGACGCAGUCAGCUGAAGCAGGCUGUGGCCAAGAUGGUGCAGGAGUGUUACAAGUACGUGGACACCGCCAGUGACCUGACUGUCAAACUGAGGCUCAUCGACACUCUCCGAACCGUUACUGCCGGAAAGAUUUAUGUUGAGAUCGAGCGUGCGAGACUCACGAAGACACUGGCUGGCAUUAAAGAGCAGAGCGGUGAGAUUAAGGAAGCUGCGUCCAUUCUGCAGGAGCUGCAGGUGGAAACGUACGGCUCCAUGGAGAAGAAAGAGAAGGUGGAGUUCAUCUUGGAGCAGAUGAGGCUGUGUAUAGCUGUUAAAGACUACAUCCGAACCCAGAUCAUCAGCAAGAAGAUCAACACCAAAUUCUUUAAGGAGGAAGGCACCGAGGAGUCAAAACUAAAGUACUACAAUCUGAUGAUUCAAGUGGAUCAGCAUGAAGGCUCCUACCUCUCCAUAUGCAAACACUACCGGGCCAUUUACGACACCCCCUGCAUCCUGGAGGACAGCUCCAAGUGGCAGCAGGCCCUGAAGAGCGUGGUGCUCUACGUGGUUCUGUCUCCGUACGACAACGAACAGUCCGAUCUGGUCCAUCGGAUCAGCACAGACAAGAAACUGGAAGAAAUUCCUAAAUACAAGGACCUCCUGAAACAGUUCACUACCAUGGAGCUGAUGCGCUGGUCCUCACUGGUGGAGGAUUAUGGGAAAGAGCUGCGCGAGGGCUCUCCUGACAGCCCUGCCACUGACGUCUUCACCAACACCGAGGACGGAGAAAAGAGAUGGCAGGACCUGAAAAACCGAGUGGUAGAGCAUAACAUAAGAAUUAUGGCUAAGUAUUACACAAGAAUCAUGAUGAAGAGGAUGGCUGACCUUCUCGACCUUUCCAUUGACGAGUCCGAGGCGUUCCUGUCUAAUCUGGUGGUGAACAAGACCAUCUACGCCAAAGUGGACCGUCUGGCAGGCAUCAUCAACUUCCAGAGGCCCAAAGACCCCAACGACUUGCUGAACGACUGGUCCCACAAACUCAACUCCCUCAUGUCCCUCGUCAACAAAACCACACACCUCAUCGCCAAGGAGGAAAUGAUCCAUAACCUGCAGUAACCGCUGUCUUCAGCUCGGGAUCAGAUUAUACAGCUGGCUCAGUUGGACAGAAUUUCUUUUUGCAGUUAAAAAAAAUAAAACCCAGUUUGUUAGGAAUCUCUGUCAGUAAAAACCAUGAUCUUCAUUCCCACAUCCUUUGGCUGUUGCUUAGUGGUAUUGGUUUUGUUGUUUAGACAGUCUGGACUCGUCUCCACUGUAAACUGCUGAUCAGAGGGAAUGUAGACAAAUCUGAUCUCGGAUGUUUGGUUUUCCGAGUGCAGAUAAAACCAGGGUCAUGGUAUUGGUACAGGAAUAAUAUAAAAUGUUUGGAAAAUGGUCAAAAUCUGCAUUGCUGUAUACGAUUGAUGGUCCAUGGCUAAUAACUUUUUUUUUUUUGGAGUGUUUUGCAAAGUACACAUUAAAUAUUUCUUUUGAA
Messenger RNA from Tachysurus fulvidraco (yellow catfish), 1927 nucleotides. It is a transcript of the gene psmd12, whose product is annotated as proteasome 26S subunit, non-ATPase 12. Gene Ontology annotation, cellular component: proteasome regulatory particle, lid subcomplex; nuclear proteasome complex; cytoplasm. The record is from RefSeq and is a predicted model, not a curated record. Lineage: Eukaryota; Metazoa; Chordata; Actinopteri; Siluriformes; Bagridae. The coding region runs from base 142 to 1512 and encodes 456 amino acids. The transcript is spliced from 11 exons.